This is a messenger RNA of Anisakis simplex (herring worm), 447 nucleotides long. Lineage: Eukaryota; Metazoa; Nematoda; Chromadorea; Rhabditida; Anisakidae. The record is from the annotation of a GenBank genome assembly.
AUGCAGCGAGCACGCACUAGCUGUGAACGAGUGAUGUUAAGUGGUGAUUUGGCUGGAGAACGUUCGAAUGCAUGCCGUCGUCGGGAUGAAUUGGCACGUACUGCAACCUUCGACACUGAUACGCUAGUUAGGAGUGGAGGCUUCUCCUUCGCACAGGAAAGGAGAAAGCAGCCCUUGAAAGGCGAGUUUGGCAAGAUUGCUUUAGGUCAGCUCAAUUUCAUAGUGAAUUAUUUUUAUUCACUGGAGCAGUUUCUAUUCGUAAUUUUCAUGUUGAUGUGUUUAAUUGCAUUUUCAUUUCGAGAUGAAAUAUAUUGUAGCAGUUAUUUUUGGUAUUCGAUUGUUUCUCUUAAAAUAAUAGAGAAUAUGAUUAUAUCAAAAUAUAUAUCAAAAAUUUGUCGCUUCAAUUCUUCACUAAAAUUUUAUUUUUUUGCUCAAAAUCAGUCGUAA